UUCCGGUCGGUGUCUGUGCGGCGUGCGCAGGAUGGGCCGCGGGCGUCCCGGCGCUGUGAGUGACCCCCGGGCGGUGCAGGGCACCGGCGGCAGCAGCGCCGUCAGCAAGUGCUCGGCGGCGGCGCGGGGCUACAUCCAGGACCGGUUCCUGCGGCUCCUGGCGGAGCGGCGGCGGCGGCGGGCGCCCCUGAUCCACCGGGGUUAUUACAUCCGUGCCCGUGCUGUGGAUCACUGUGUUCAGGACUUCCUGCUGAAGACACAGAGCCUGCCCAGGACACAGAUCCUGUCUUUAGGUGCUGGCUUUGAUUCCUUGUACUUCCGUUUGAAGGAUAUGGGUCUUCUGCAGCACACUGUGGUGUAUGAGGUAGAUUUCCCAGAUGUGGCAUGCCAAAAAGCUGCUCUGAUCAAAGGAGUGAAGGAGUUGUCAGCACUGGUGGGAGACGCUGGAGGGGAAGGAUUAGGAGCCAUUACCAUUUCUGGAGAUGAUUAUAAAUUACUGGGAGUGGAUUUAUCAGAGCUCCCUGAGCUGGAGAGGACCCUGGAGGAAGCAGGACUGAACAAUGAAAUCCCCACCCUCUUCAUCGCAGAGGUGGUUCUCACCUACAUGGAGACGGCCAGGUCCGAUGCCCUGAUUCAGUGGGCAGCAGAGCGUUUCCCUCGGGCUUGCUUCCUGCUGUACGAGCAGGUGCAGCCUCAGGACCCCUUUGGGCACAUCAUGCAGCAGCACUUCAGGCAGCUGAGCACGGCGCUGCGCUCGCUGGAGCUGUACCCCGACUGCCCGGCCCAGCACCGGCGCUUCCUGGCCCAGGGCUGGACUGAGUGCAGUGUCAUGGAUAUGAAUGAGUUUUUCACCUGUUGUAUUCCAGAAGAUGAGCAGCAAAGAGUGCAGACUCUGGAGCCUUUUGAUGAGUAUGAGGAAUGGCAUCUGAAGUGUUCUCAUUACUUUAUGUUGGCUGCAUCGAAGGGGAUGGAACCUUCCUGGACUCCGUUGUCACCCAGUGGGACAGUUCCCCGUCGCGCCGGUCCUGUCGGGGUGGCAGGCAGUGUCCCUGCAGCGGUGUGUGCAGGGCUCUCAGGGGCUCCUGGCCUGAGGCGUUACGGUCACCGCUCUGUUCUUGUAAAGCCCAACGUGAUUGUCACCACGGGAGGCUUUGGGGAGGAGCGUGGGCAGCACUGCCGUGUGAGGAAUGUCCACCUGCUGAGCAGGCAUGCAGGCCGCUGGGAGGCUGUCUGUGUGACACAGAAUGCUCCUGAUCAAAGAUGGGGUGAGAGGUUGUACCAUACUGUGUCUCGUCUCUCGGACACUCUGGCUCUGGUGGUAGGAGGACGGACAUCCCCAUCGAGCACAGGCUUGGGAAUGUUGUGGCUGAAGUUCCCCAGAACCUGUGGUGCUUCAGGCCCAGGUGACGUUGCAGUGGAGCUUGCAAGUCUGCAGCCUGAUGCUGAAGCAGCAGCUUUGCGUUGGAGACACAGCACAACUGAAAUUACAUUCAAAGGUGAGCAGUACCUGUUUGUGUACGGUGGCCGCUCCGCCCUGCAGCCUGUGCUCGGGGAUUGGCAUUUCCUGCACGCUCCAGAGCUCUCCUGCACUGCGAUUCCUGUUGACGGUCCAGUCCCAGAAAGCCGCCACUCUCACAGUGCCUGCAGCUGGGAAGGAGGUGUGCUGAUUGCAGGAGGUCUGGGAGCAGCUGAGCAGCCCUUGGGGUCAGUUUUCCUUCUGAGGGAGCUUGAACAUGGCUUUCAGUGGCAGACAAUAGAGACACACCCUCCUCUUGUCCCACGGUAUUCACAUACUGCACAUGUGCAUGAAGGAAAGCUUCUGCUCGUUGGUGGAGUGUGGUUCCACGCAUCCUCUGUGCCCGGUGUCACUGUCAUCGACCUCAUGACCGGGCUCUGCUUCAACUAUGUGAUUAAUGUGGAGCACCUGGAGUGGCCAUUAAUGCUACAUAAUCACAGCAGUGUCUUUCUGCCAGAUGAGAAGGAGCUGUUGGUCAUUGGCGGUGGUGGAAACUGCUUCUCCUUUGGGACACACCUGAACCCAGAGCCUGUCCUGCUGAGCCUCAGCAGCAUCCUGGCCAGCCACUGAGUGGGACCAAGCAGGGCUGAGCCCUGCUGCUGCACGGUGGGGAGACACCUGUUCACUCUAGGUCCAGAAACAGCGCAGUAUUUCCACAAAGGCUUUGUAUCCGGAGUGCAUUUGUGAAGGCGGGAUCAGGAGGGACAGUUACAGUGAGGGAUUCACACCCCACUGGCUGCUGCGUUUUUACGGCUCUUUGUGUUGCUGUAAAUACAGUACCUCAAAAGCAGCUGGCAGCAGUAGUGCUUAGAGGUGAAGAACAGCGUGGUUUGGCUUGGAAGGCACUGUAAAGACCAUCCUGUUUUACCCCCCUGCCAUGGGUAGGGAAACCUUCCCCUAGACCACGUUACUCCAAGCCCCAUCCAGCCUGG
Molecule: messenger RNA, 2448 nt
Organism: Melospiza georgiana
Lineage: Eukaryota; Metazoa; Chordata; Aves; Passeriformes; Passerellidae
Gene: LCMT2
Product: leucine carboxyl methyltransferase 2
Exons: 14
Coding region: 32-2086 (684 amino acids)
Biological process (GO): tRNA methylation; wybutosine biosynthetic process
Molecular function (GO): tRNA methyltransferase activity; protein binding
Source: RefSeq, a predicted model, not a curated record